Messenger RNA from Hevea brasiliensis (rubber tree), 777 nucleotides. RefSeq lists its product as uncharacterized. Gene Ontology annotation, molecular function: sterol binding. Gene Ontology annotation, biological process: intracellular sterol transport. Bases 132 to 599 code for a protein of 155 amino acids. NCBI's taxonomy places the organism in Eukaryota, Viridiplantae, Streptophyta, Magnoliopsida, Malpighiales, Euphorbiaceae. The transcript has 4 exons. The record is from RefSeq and is a predicted model, not a curated record.
GUAUCUUUUACUCAUCAUAAAACAAGCUCCACCGAAACAAUUUCAAUUCAAAUCCCAUUUUCUCUCUCAAAUCAAUCGAAAAAAUCCCCUAAAUUCUGCGGUUUGGAAACCCUAGAGCUGCGCCUGUAUCCAUGGAGAUGAUUCACUGCAAGGCGAUUGCAUCCAUCUUCCUUUUAUCGAUUACUCUGAUCUUGCCUUUUGCCCAAGCCACCGAUGUCAAGUAUUGCAAUGGGAAAACUGAUUAUGAUGUUAAGGUGAAAGCAGUGGAGAUAUCGCCGAAUCCAGUUGCUAGAGGGCAGCCAGCUACCUUCAGUAUCUCUGCAACCACAGAUGAAGCAAUCUCUGGAGGCAAAUUGGUGAUUGACGUUGCAUACUUCGGAUGGCACAUUCAUAGUGAGACUCAUGACCUUUGCGAAGAGACAUCCUGCCCUGUGUCUGAUGGUGAUUUCUUAGUGUCCCACUCACAAGUUUUACCAGGAUUCACUCCACCAGGUUCAUACUCUCUUAAGAUGAAGAUGUAUGAUGGUAAAAACCAUGAACUAACUUGCAUUGGAUUUGACUUCAGUAUUGGGUUGGCAUCACCCGUUGCAGAUAGUUAAGCACCUGAAGAUUUGCUGAGUCUAUUAUCACCAUGGAAAUAGCAUGUACAAAGAAAUCUCUAUAUCUUGUACCUUGCUGCUACUUUACCUUUAUUGCUACAGUUUGUUGUGUAAUAUGUGAAUCUUAAGCUUUCAUGAGAUUAGGACUAAUGCAGUGGUUACUUUUAUUGAGGAUCUA